Molecule: messenger RNA, 432 nt
Organism: Necator americanus (New World hookworm)
Lineage: Eukaryota; Metazoa; Nematoda; Chromadorea; Rhabditida; Ancylostomatidae
Exons: 1
Coding region: 1-432 (143 amino acids)
Source: RefSeq, a predicted model, not a curated record
AUGGCGACCGGUGAGAGGGGAUCAAAUUUAGGGUUGCUCAGGACGUAUUUGAUUCUGGACCAAGGCGACACGCACACGACUCGCCAUGGAGACUGUCUCAGACUGUGUACUUACAACGCGAGACUAGUGUCCAUAGACUCUGACCUGCAUGCCCUUCUCGGAGCUCCAGAGCGUAACAAAUUUCACGUGAUUACUCUGGAGGAGACUAAGUACAGAGGGAGCGACGUACGACAGAUGAAUGACGGUACACUCUCCAUUCGUGGAGAGAAGGUUCCGUCGCGAAAUGUGGGCGGUGUUGGUUUUGUUAUGCACCCACCGGCCGUCCAUCUUGUCGAUUCUCACGAGAUCCUAUCGCCUCGUAUGGCCAUUCUUCGCCUCCGCCCUUUGCGCCAAAAACCUGUCAGCAGUAUCAACUGCUACUCACCAACAUAA